GGCUCAGACCGUGUGCGACCGGGGCGACCGGACCGGCGCCAUGGUGUGCCUUCGGCUCUGGGCGCUUUUUCUAAGCGCGCUCUGUGCCGCACUGAACGUAGCAGGUGCUCAGCACCGUGGCGCGCCCGGGGCGUCGGCCUUGAAGGAUGUGCUCCAGGCCGUGGAGGAUGACACUUCCGAGAAGUCGCUGAAGGAGGACUUCUCUCAGAAGGAGGCUGUGGAGGCGACCUCGCAGAUGUCUCGCACCGUGGCAGACCUGGAGGCCAAGUUGAACACCAUGAAGAAGAUGGCGCUUUUGCAGACCGCAGAGACCAAGGCAGCACUGGCCAGCCUGGAAGAAAAGCUCUCGCUGGCCGAGGAGGAGGCCGCUGAGAAGACCGGCGCAUUGGACGUCUCCGAGGCUCACGCGAAGGACUUGGAGCAGCAACUGAUGCAGGAGAUGGCAAGGAGGCGGAAAGCAGAGGAGGAGCCCUACUUGACUGGUGCUGUGAUACCUACCGAACGGCCGGUGUCCUUCCUCCAGAUGCGCUCCGUGGAGGAGAUUGCAGCCAUGAAGGCAGAGCUGGCGCAGGUAAAGGCAAAGAUCGAGGAGGAGCAACGCUUGGGCCGCAGCUCCAACGAGCAGCUGCUGAGCGAGAGCCGUGAAGUGGUGGCCUCGCAGCGGAAGUUGCAGAAGCUGCAAAAGGAAGCGAAGCGCAUGGAACGUGAGGCCAAGAAGAAGGAUGCGGCGUUCACCAGCGCAGAGCAGAAGCUGGGAGUGAAAGGCCCAGGUUCCAAGCCUCAGGUGGUCGCAAUGGCCCGGCAGAUUGGGGCAGCGCGGAUGGAACUGCAAGAGCUCCGUCAUCAGCGUCUGCAGCUCCGUCAGCAGCUCCGGGAGCAACAGGAGGCCCUCGAUCGGGCGAACCUGGAUGUCAAGCGGCACUCGGAGCACGUGGAGCUGUUGAAGACACGAGGGAAAGACUUGGAGCAGUUGAUGAGGAACAUGGACCAGGCGGAUGAGAAGCAGCUCCGCCAGGCGACCGACGAGUCGAAGCGGGUGCAGUCCUUCUUCGCCUCGAUGGACCAGGAACUGCAGAAGGCUCGAACCAAGAAGGCCGAAUUGGACGCGCAGGUGGCCAAGGUCGCAGCAGAGCGGCAGAAGGAGGAGCAGCGCGCCAAGAAUGAGGAGACGGAGGCCAAGGCGAUUGGCAGUGAAGUGGAAGAGGCCGAGAAUGAACUCCACCAGGUGAAGCAGGAGAUCACCAAGUUGAACGUCCAGAUCUUCCAAGAGAAGCAGAAGGCGAAGUCGAUGGAGAAGGCGGUGCAGAAUGAGCAGCUGAAGUAUCGCCAGGAACUGAAAGAGAAGGAACUGCGGGACCAGCAGGUCCAAAACUUGACGGCCAUGUUGACCGGCAAGGACCAGGCCAUGAACAGCCUGGAGGGCCGCUACCGAAAGCUGCAGCGAAAGGCAUUGGCGGCGAAGAAGCUCUUGGAGAAGGAAGAGAAGAAAGCCAAACUCCAGGAGCUUUCCGCCCAGCAGCAGCUGGAAGCUGAGGAGAAGAAGGCUGAGAAGAAGGCGACGGAGGAGUCCUUGCAGCUUCAAGAAGUGAAGAAGCAGCUGAAGGAGGAGGGCGAGAAAGCCCAGAAGGCCUUUGACGAGCAGGUGAAGCUCAUGCAGAAGAAGCAUGCAAAGGAGGUCAAAGAACAGGAAGAGAAGAUCGGACAUCAGGUCAAGAUCGAGAGGGGUCGAGUGAUGGAGAAGGUCGCGCAAUUGGAGAAGGAGCUGAAGCACGAGAAGGACAUCUCCAACGAAGAGGCUGCGCUGGCGGCCCAGAAGGAGGAGGAGCUCCGGGAAGAGCUCCGACGCACCAAGGAGGAGGAAGACCAAAAGGUGGAAGAAUACCAUGGAAAAGUGAGCGAUUUAGAGGUCAGCCUGGAAAAGCAGAGACAGGCCUCCUCGCAAAAGGUGAAGGUGGCCAAGGCCAAGCUGCAGAAGCUGCAGAGCGAGGUGAUCAGUGAAGAGGAGGCGCUGACCAGCAAGAAGGCAGAACUGUCACGAGUUGAGAAGGAGGCCCAGGCCAUGGAAGCCAAAGCCAAGUCGGCGGAGGCCUCGCAGUCGGCGGAGGAGAAGCACCUCCAAGCUAAGCUGAAAGCAGCAGCCACCAUGGAAAGAAGAGCACAUCUUGGCCCACACAGUAUGCUGGCCAACGUGACGUCGGCGGGUCAAAGGGAUGACAGCCCUGCAACGACAGGCAGAGCAUCAGGCUGCACAGCUGCGGAAGAUGAUCGCAGACGAGAAGCAGAUGGAGCAGGAGCAGGUGGCGGCGCUGGAGCACGAGAUCCGUGAGGCAAAGGCCUCUCCAAAAGUGUCUCAAGUGGUCAAAGUUCACGCCAAGUUCCUCCGCGCCUGACUGAGUCAAGUGUUUCGCUUGACCUUCCUUAGCGCGGGAAGCACCAUGCAGUGCCAUGGGCGGGCGUUGCCUGCGGCAACGCCAUGCGCAGGGCAGCAGUGCGGGCGCAAAAAGGGGGUCGCGGAGCUUGGGAUGGAGAUGAAUGGUUUGAACUCACGACUGCUUAAUGGAUAUGAUAAAUCUCCCUCUCUC
Molecule: messenger RNA, 2582 nt
Organism: Durusdinium trenchii
Lineage: Eukaryota; Dinophyceae; Suessiales; Symbiodiniaceae
Source: the annotation of a GenBank genome assembly